This is a messenger RNA of Elephantulus edwardii (Cape elephant shrew), 834 nucleotides long. RefSeq names its product activator of basal transcription 1-like. Gene Ontology annotation, molecular function: RNA binding. Lineage: Eukaryota; Metazoa; Chordata; Mammalia; Macroscelidea; Macroscelididae. Gene Ontology annotation, biological process: endonucleolytic cleavage in 5'-ETS of tricistronic rRNA transcript (SSU-rRNA, 5.8S rRNA, LSU-rRNA); endonucleolytic cleavage to generate mature 5'-end of SSU-rRNA from (SSU-rRNA, 5.8S rRNA, LSU-rRNA); endonucleolytic cleavage in ITS1 to separate SSU-rRNA from 5.8S rRNA and LSU-rRNA from tricistronic rRNA transcript (SSU-rRNA, 5.8S rRNA, LSU-rRNA). The transcript is spliced from 3 exons. The coding region runs from base 1 to 834 and encodes 277 amino acids. Gene Ontology annotation, cellular component: nucleolus. The record is from RefSeq and is a predicted model, not a curated record.
AUGGAGGCCGAAGAGUCGGAGAUGGGAGUAACGGAGCACGAGACCCUGGAAGGAGAAGACCAAAACCCAGAGCCAGACGAAGAACAGGAGGAGCCAGAAGAAGAACAGGAAGAAGGCAGCGGCAAAAAACGGAUAGUGCCUGGAAUUGUUUACCUAGGUCACAUCCCGCCGCGCUUUCGGCCCCUGCACGUACGCAACCUUCUCAGCGCCUACGGUGAGGUCGGGCGAGUUUUUUUCCAGCCGGAGGAUGGAUUUGUGCGGCGGAAGAAGAAGAAGGCAGCAGCCAAGGCUGCUGGAGAAAAGAAGAAAUCCAAGUACAGCAAGGACUACACCGAGGGCUGGGUGGAGUUUCGGGACAAGCGUGUGGCCAAGCGCGUGGCGGCCAGUUUGCACAACACGCCCAUGGGCGCCCGGCGGCGCAGUCCUUUCCGAUAUGACCUAUGGAACCUCAAGUACCUGCAUCGUUUCACCUGGUCCCAUCUUAGCGAACACUUGGCUUUUGAGCGCCAGGUACGUCGGCAGCGCCUGAGGGCCGAGGUUGCCCAGGCCAAGCGUGAGACUGACUUCUAUCUUAAAAGUGUGGAACGUGGAAAACGCUUCCUCGCUGCUGAUGGAGACCCUACUCGUCCUAAUGGCUCUUGGAACUUUGCCCAGCGCCCGACAGAGCAGGAGCUGAGGGCUCGGAAGGCAGCCAGGCCAGGGGGUCGCGAAAGGGCUCGUCUGGCUACUGUCCAGGACCAAGCUCGCUCUAACCGAGGGCUUCUUGCCAAGAUCUUUGGUGCCCCACAGCCUUCAGCUGGCACAGAUGGACCAUCGACGUCAAGGGACUCCUGA